Messenger RNA from Clarias gariepinus (North African catfish), 1094 nucleotides. It is a transcript of the gene tlx3b, whose product is annotated as T cell leukemia homeobox 3b. Gene Ontology annotation, molecular function: DNA-binding transcription factor activity, RNA polymerase II-specific; RNA polymerase II cis-regulatory region sequence-specific DNA binding. NCBI's taxonomy places the organism in Eukaryota, Metazoa, Chordata, Actinopteri, Siluriformes, Clariidae. The record is from RefSeq and is a predicted model, not a curated record. Bases 186 to 1055 code for a protein of 289 amino acids. The transcript has 3 exons. Gene Ontology annotation, cellular component: nucleus. Gene Ontology annotation, biological process: regulation of transcription by RNA polymerase II; animal organ development.
AAAAAAACUUUCCAUGCACGGAUCGGCGCUGGCGCGUCCCCGGAAUCCGCUGCAUCCAAGAAAGAAAGAAAAAAAGAAAAGCAACAGGAAUUUCUUCCUCGGUAGCGCUGACUAGCCUGUUAGUGAUCUAAAAGUGGAAUCUAAUUCCCCAGAAGGGUUUUCAGUCAGGUUUGUGGAAGGAGAGGAUGGACCGAGCGUCAAGCUCCAGCCCCACAGGUCAGACACCUCAGCCUGGCCAACACGAAACCAUCAGCUUCGGCAUCGAUCAGAUCCUCAGCGGAGGAGAGUCGGAGAGCCAGAAACAGAGACAACAACAGCAACAGCAACAACAGAACUCGGCACAGAACAGUCCGGACAGCGCGCACGGUCACCGAGCGGCCAGCCCGAGCCCAUACCCUGCUCUCUCGGGCGCGUUUCACGCACUGGCCGCUCCGUAUGAUGAAUCUGGUGCGUACGGGCCGAACUUCGCUCUCGCGCCCGGCGGCGUGAUUAGAGUCCCGGCGCACAGACCGCUCACCGCCGCCGUGCCGCCCAGCGUCCCGGCGCUCAGUAGCAUCGGUUUCCCCUGGAUGGAGAGCAGCCAGCGCUUCGCUAAGGACCGCUUUGCAGCUGCCUUGACGCCGUUCACCGUGGUCGCGCGGCGGAUCGGUCACCCGUACCAGAACCGGACUCCGCCCAAGCGAAAGAAGCCGCGCACAUCCUUCUCUCGCGCGCAGAUCUGCGAGCUGGAGAAGCGUUUCCACCGGCAGAAGUACCUGGCCAGCGCCGAGCGCGCGGCUCUAGCAAAGACCCUGAAGAUGACGGACGCGCAGGUCAAAACGUGGUUCCAGAACCGGAGGACCAAAUGGAGACGACAGACGGCGGAGGAGCGCGAGGCCGAGCGACAGCAGGCCAACCGUCUGAUGAUGCAGCUCCAGCACGACGCCUUCCACAAGUCUCUGAGUGACCCGUUGCCGGCCGACCCGCUGUGCAUGCACAACUCGUCCCUGUUCGCUUUGCACAACCUGCAGCCGUGGGCCAGCGAAGAGGGCGCCAAGCUCACCGCGCUGGCAUGAGACCCCUAAUACAAACACCCCGUAUUACCCCAUCACCCC